Messenger RNA from Ilyonectria robusta, 1485 nucleotides. Its product is annotated as proteasome complex subunit Rpn13 ubiquitin receptor-domain-containing protein. Gene Ontology annotation, cellular component: nucleus; cytoplasm; proteasome regulatory particle, lid subcomplex. The transcript has 4 exons. Lineage: Eukaryota; Fungi; Ascomycota; Sordariomycetes; Hypocreales; Nectriaceae. The record is from RefSeq and is a predicted model, not a curated record. The coding region runs from base 159 to 1334 and encodes 391 amino acids. Gene Ontology annotation, molecular function: ubiquitin binding; endopeptidase activator activity; proteasome binding. Gene Ontology annotation, biological process: ubiquitin-dependent protein catabolic process.
AGCUCCUGCAGCCUUGCCGAAUAGCGGGCGAAGUGCUACGUACCUGACAUACCUAGGUGCCUUACCAACCAGAGGCGCCCUCUUCGAGCUUCACCUUUCAACCCCAUUUAAUCCUUUCUUUCCCAAUCCUCCAAGCCGCUCUCAUUACACCUCCCACCAUGCCGAUCUCGCCGAUUAUUACCUUCAAAGCCGGCCAAUGCGAGGUUGAUACCUCCUCCAAGCCGUUCAAGGUGAAGCCACAGCCCGAGCCUGGCUACAUCUACUUGUACUCCGAGGAUGACUUGGUGCACUUCUGCUGGCGCAAGCGCAGCGACUCGUUGGACGAGCCCGAGUUGGACCUAAUUAUGGUCCCGACCGACGGCAGCUUUGUUCCCUACGAAUACAAGACGACCCCUCAGCCGACUUCAAAGACCAACGGCCGCAUAUUCGCCCUCAGGUUCUCGUCAUCCUCCCAGCGGUACCUGUUUUGGCUCCAGUCCAAGCCCCAAGGCCGAAACGGUGAUCCCAGCCAUUUCAGCCCCCGGGAUCGUAAGAUUGGCGAAAUUGUUCACCUUUUGCUCCAGGGCGAGGAAGUGGAUGUCACUAGCGAGCUUGCGGCUGUUCGCAACACGGACGACCGACCCGACGACGACGAUGACGAGACGAUGGAGGACGUUGAGGGUCACCGUGACCAGCACACCCACCGUGGGAGUGGAAGCGGUGGAGCUGGACCUGGCGCCACUGGCGGAGACAUCAGAGAGGAGGGCGAGGGCUCGAGAGAGGGAGGAGCUGAUGGUGCGAGAGCUGUCUCUUCAUCUGCCCCUGAUGCCGCAGCCGCAGUGAGAAACUUCCUCGACUCUCUCAGAGAUCAGUCUGGACUAUCCGGGGGACAACGACAGCACGGCGCCGAGAAGCCGUACCCUUAUCUCAACCAUCUUCUGCCAACAUCCAUCACGGUCCCUAUGAUUGAUGCCGCACCGGUGGAGUUUGCCGACGCCUUGAUCAGCUUCCUGCCUCCGGCCGUCAUUGUGCUCGCGACCGGCGCACCAGACGCCAUUGAUGGAAAAGCCGAGCCGUCCGCUGCAGCUGUGGAGGCUGCCAAGGCGUCCCUGACCCUCGAGGACAAGCGGAGCCUGCUCAAGAAGGUGCUCCGAAGCCCUCAGUUCAAUCAGGCACUUGGCACGUUGACCAUGGCCAUUCGAGACGGCGGCUUGCCUAGCAUCGCAGAGGCGCUCGGCGUUAAGGUGCAGAACGGUGGUUAUAUCCCAGGAGGUGGUAUGCCCCUCGGAGGAGGUCAUGCCGUCGAGGCGUUUGUCGAGGGAGUCAAGAAGACGGCCCAGGAGGAGAAGAAAUGAAAUGUGAUCACGCGGAACUUUUCGGAAUCCAGUGCAUAGUCUUCAUUCCUUCUUAUACGUCAUGAUACAAUUUGAUAUCCAUGUACAAGUAGACCUAGGUACGCUUGGCGUUGCGGGAACAACCAAAUAUACGAGUGCAUGACAACCCUAA